Messenger RNA from Ailuropoda melanoleuca (giant panda), 2052 nucleotides. It is a transcript of the gene FAM124A, whose product is annotated as family with sequence similarity 124 member A. The transcript has 5 exons. The coding region runs from base 319 to 1839 and encodes 506 amino acids. NCBI's taxonomy places the organism in Eukaryota, Metazoa, Chordata, Mammalia, Carnivora, Ursidae. The record is from RefSeq and is a predicted model, not a curated record.
GGGGUGCGCGGCCGGCGCCCGGGCAGCGAGACGCUCCGAGGGUGCCCAGCCAGCUCGGGAGGGGCUGGGCCGGGCCGGACCGGAGGGAGCACGCCCCGGGUCACGCCAGCGCCCGCGAACUGAGCGCGGCAGGGAGCGCACCAUGGACCCCAAAACGGGCGGUGGCGAGGAGGAUGACUGCGUGGACUCGGGCGCAGAGACCGGAGGGGUUCUGUCUUGGAGAAGUGGAGGGGAAGCCCUGACCAAGGAGCGAUAGUACCCUGGGAUCCCAACAAAAAGUAUGACAGCUGCCAGCAUUGCUGGUCUGACUACAGCCACAUGUCCUCCACCAGCAGUGAGCUCUCCGUGGAGGAGGCGCAGGACCCCUUCCUGGUUAGCAUCCACAUCAUCGCGGACCCGGGGGAAUCGCAGCCGCUGCAGGAGGCCAUCGACAAGGUCUUGGCUUGGAUCCACCCGGACCUGCAGCUCUUCCGGGUGUCGGAGAGGAGGGCGUCCCGGCGGCGGCGGAAGCCCUGGAAGGUGGCGCAGCCGGCGCUGGCCGUCGUGCUCUUCCUGCAGGAGGAGUACGGCGAGGAGCAGAUCCUGCGGCUGCACCGCACGCUGCAGCGGCCGCCCUGGCGCCACCACCACACGGAGCGCGUGCCCGGCAGGUUCCUGCCCUACCUGCCGUGCAGCCAGGACUUCUUCACGCUGGCCCCUGGGACGCCGCUGUGGGCCAUCCGGCCCGUGCACUACGGCAAGGAGAUCGUGCGCUUCACCAUCUACUGUCGCCACGACAACUAUGCCGACAUCCUCAAGUUCUACGAGCUGAUCCUCAGGCGCAGCCCCAGCCAGAGGAAGACGGACUUCUGCAUCUUCCCCAUCUUCUCCAAUCUGGAUGUGGACAUCCAGUUCUCCCUGAAAAGACUGCCCUGCGACCAGACCCCCGUCCCCACCGACUCCUCGGUGCUGGAGUUCCGGGUCAAGGACAUCGGUGAGCUCGUGCCUCUCUUGCCCAACCCCUGCAGCCCCAUCAGUGAGGGGCGCUGGCAGACGGAGGACCUGGACGGGAACAAGAUCCUUCUGCAGGCGCAAAGGGUGCACAGGAGGCUCCCUAAGGCCGGCAGAAGCCACCACCCGUCAGAGCAGAGACCUCCUUCCAUGUCUUCCCCGAGCACCGCCACAACGAGCUGGACGCUAGGGGGCAGGCAGCAGCCCCUCCCGGACAGCUCACACCCGGGGCCCCAGCAGGAAUCGGCCAGACGAGCCAGCAGCCCUCCCAGCCUCCCCUGGUCCUUCCAAAGAAGCAAGUCUUUGUUUUGUUUGCCCACAGGAGACCCCUCUCCGGGCUCCUCCACUCUCCCACAGUGGUUUUCAAACACAGACGCCCCAGGGCACAGGGCGUCGGAGGGGAGGCACGGCCACCUCCUCUCCAUCGAUGACUUGGAGGGGGCCCAGGAGACCGACGUGGACACGGGCCUCCGGCUGUCCUCCUCGGACCUCUCUGUGGUCUCUGCUUAUUCAGCGCCCAGCAGGUUCUGCAGCACCGUGGAAACAACCCUCCCCCCUGAAAGCUGCCGCAGCCACUGGUCGAGGCCCAAGGGUUUCAGAGAAGGGCCGCUGCCCACUGGGAGCGGGGUGACCACAGGGUCCGCCUGGGCUUCCCUCCCUUUCUUCACCAAAGGGCCUUCCAGCUCCUCAACCACAGCUGCCGCCCCUCCCCCCGCUCCCGGCACCUCGUCCUCCCCAGAGCCUCCCCGUGAGGCCCCCAGUGCAGAGGAGACUGCGGUCAGGGACGCCCCGCCACCCCCAGUGCCGGCCGGGCCUGUGGACAGUGACAUGGAGGAAUUCUACAUCUGAACACCCUCUCCCCUUGGGUUUCCCUGCGGCCCCUCUGGGCUCCGACCACCACCCGUGCUCUCAGCCGGCUCUCCCAGGUCUGCCGGGAAUCUGUCCGUCUCACGCUCGUUAGCACAUUUGCCACACCACCCAUUCUUACCUGGGAGGUGGCAUAUUUCAGAGACUUGCUGGAAAAAUCCUCGCAUUUUUAUGCAAAUAAAUUCUCGAGCUUAA